Molecule: messenger RNA, 1063 nt
Organism: Selaginella moellendorffii
Lineage: Eukaryota; Viridiplantae; Streptophyta; Lycopodiopsida; Selaginellales; Selaginellaceae
Product: E3 ubiquitin-protein ligase PRT1-like
Exons: 8
Coding region: 215-970 (251 amino acids)
Biological process (GO): proteasome-mediated ubiquitin-dependent protein catabolic process
Molecular function (GO): zinc ion binding; ubiquitin protein ligase activity
Source: RefSeq, a predicted model, not a curated record
AACCUCAAAAAACUAGGGCAGGGUUGUGAAUGGAGAUGGACGCUUACGCGGCACUCGAUCCCAAGGCGCUGGAGGAUUGGCCGCAUUUCCAGUGCGCGAUGUGCUUGGAGCUUUGUUUCAAACCUAUCGUCCAAGCGUGCGGCCAUUUCUUUUGCUUCUGGUGCGUCGACUACGCGAUGAAUGGAUCCGGCCCUUCGCGCUGCCCGAUGUGUAGAUGCGAGUACACGCAGUUCCCGAGGAUUUGCGGGCUCCUCCAUCGCUUGCUGGGAGCUGCAUUUCGCGAGGCAUACGAGGAGCGAAGGAAAGAGAUACUAGCUCUUUUUUUGUUCUUGAAGAGAUGGAGAGCGAGAUGGAAUACUUUUCUCCUGAAGAAGUGAUGGAAAAAAGCAUUGAUGGAGCUAUAGAGGCAUCCGACCUGCCUUGCGAGCUCUGCAAGGAGCUGAUAUACCGUCCAGUCGUCUUAAAUUGCGGACACGCGUUUUGUCAAAGCUGUCUGAGGGCCCCAGUCGAAGGUGAAAGUCCCAAGUGCCCGUCUUGCGGUAUGCCACAAAGGAUUUUUCCAGUGCAAGUUUGCCUGGAGCUAAACGAGUACAUACAGAAGACGUUUCCCGCGGAGUAUAAACAAAGAGAAGACAAGCUUAAGGAAGUUGAGACGACGGAAGCCUCGACCCGCGCUUCGAGCUCAACAUGCUCACGCUCAUCAUCAUCAAAGGAUGGUAGCAACAAACAAGCUUGCCAUGUCCACCGGGGUGCAGGUUGUGAUGGCUGUGGGGUCUUGCCAAUUAUCGGUUCAAGAUACAAAUGUAUAGACUGUCCAGAGAAAGUUGGCUACGAUUUGUGUGGAGACUGUUAUCCCACCUCAGCUGCUCCGGUUGGACGAUUCAAUCAGCGCCACACUGCAGAGCAUCGGAUGGAAGAAGUCCGAGAUUGUUUCACAACAUCUGAAAUUUACUCCGCAACGAGCUUGUGAACGGCAAGCUGACAAGGAUGCUAAGUGGACUACUAGAAAGGAGGGAUGCUCUCAUGCCAGCAAAAGGAUGACGAGGCUGCUCUUGUAUCUGGC